This is a messenger RNA of Phymastichus coffea, 1215 nucleotides long. RefSeq lists its product as uncharacterized. The coding region runs from base 1 to 1215 and encodes 404 amino acids. NCBI's taxonomy places the organism in Eukaryota, Metazoa, Arthropoda, Insecta, Hymenoptera, Eulophidae. The record is from RefSeq and is a predicted model, not a curated record. The transcript has a single exon.
AUGGUGCGAGAAGUCGCGUUACCAAGAUAUCUGCGAUACGAUGUUGCGAACCCAGUAUCCACUGAGGUACACGGUUUUUGCGACGCGUCGAUCAAAGGAUACGGCGCGUGCAUCUUCAUUCGUUCCAUUGAUUCCGCGGGAAAUGUCACUGUAAGGUCGGCUUGCAGUAAAUCCAAGGUUGCUUCUCUUAGUCAUCACACCAUACCUCGUUUGGAACUCUCGGGUGCUGCCCUUUUGAAAGGACUAUAUGUCGAACUUGUGACACAGCUGACUUUCACUAUCGUGCGAACAAUUCUUCGAACAGACUCAAAAAUCGUUCUCUGCUGGUUAGAUAAAGCUCCUCAUUUACUUAGAACAUACGAAGCGAAUAGAGUCGCUGAUAUUCAAACGCUAGGUGAGAAAGUCGAGUGGAAACAUGUUCGUUCGAAAGACAAUCCAGCCGAUUCACUAUCCCGAGAACAGCUACCCAGGGAACUUUUAGCUGACCCCCUCUGGAACUCAGGCCCUCCAUGGUUGGUUCUUCCUGAAGAUCAAUGGCCUUCAUCGGAAGAUUCCUCGUCAGGUGAUCCUCCAGGCGCGACAGAGGGAAUUGUUUUAUUCACCACUUCUUCCGGAAGCAAUGUCUACGCUCGUUUCUCUGACUAUGGGUGCCUUAUUAGGUCCAUCGGAUAUCUUCUCCGUUGGAGUAGAAGGGAACGAUUGCCAGACGAUACCCAAGAUGCGGAUAAAUCGCAACGAGGGAUUCGUUACCUCUCUCAAGUCGAAAUAGCUCACGCAGAGCGCAAUAUUCUUCUUCUCAUCCAAAGAGAAUGUUUCAGUUAUGAGAUAAGAUUGCUCAAGUCGACUACAAAAUUAAUUUCCAAAGGCCCCAACGGCGCUUUCAGGAGUCGAACGAAGUUCGACGAACUCAAUCCCUUCUUAGACGAGCAUGGGGUGAUUAGAGUAGGCGGUCGGUUGAAGAAUUCAAAUCUUCAGUUCAAUCAAAAAUACCCUAUUUUGCUACCCAGUAAUCAUCACGUGUCAGAUCUCAUUAUCCGCGACGCUUAUCAUCGAAAUCUUCACGGAGGGGUCCAAUCCACUCUCUACACGAUACGCGAGAGGUUUUGGAUUCUCAACGGUCGAAAUCAGAUUCGACAUGUCCUGCGCCGCUGCGUACCCUGUCUUCGGCAAAAGCCAAAAUUCUCACACGCCAAGAUGGCAGACCAUCUUGAAUAA